Molecule: messenger RNA, 891 nt
Organism: Geodia barretti
Lineage: Eukaryota; Metazoa; Porifera; Demospongiae; Tetractinellida; Geodiidae
Source: the annotation of a GenBank genome assembly
UGAGAUACUGAGAAACAUGGGGUGGGGAAAUACCCUGGGAAAGUCCCUUAACCUUCCAGUGCAAUAUAAAAAGGGGGGCAUGCAAUACCGAAGAAAGCUGCAACCGAUCUCACAGCAGUAACCAAUCCCAACGCGAAUCCCAAAUUGACAUGGCUGAAGAGUCCAAGACGCCAGAGGAAACUCCCCCACUUCAGAAAUCCCCUGAGCCAAAUGAUGACACUGACGCACCAGCUUCUCGUCCAGGAGAGGUCUACCUCAUUGCACAAAGUGGUAGUAAUUUCUUCAAAGUUGGUCGAUCUGUAGACCCGGACAAGCGCCUCUCAGAUUUACAGACUGGGCAACCUCAGAAGUUGAUCAUGAAGGAACGUAAAACUGUUGGUAACAUGGUGGAAGUCGAGCAACGUCUGUUGGCCAAAAUGCGAGAUAAGUUUGUUCCGAUGCCUGGUGGAACCGAAUGGUUUGAAGGGGAUAUUGCUAAAGCCCAGGAGAUUUUCUUAAGCCUUGUCGAUAAUAUAAAAGCUUGAAACUUAAACUUUGUUAGUAUACCUAUCUCAAGGACUUUAGUACAUUAUCUGUGUAAUCAUGUAGUGUUCAGUUUAUUCCUUAAAAGUUUAUCUGUUUUGAAUGCUGGGAAUUGAAAAAGGGGGUGGAAGGUAAUGCAGUGGUACUACUGAUCCUGGAAAAGAUAGAGCAGAUUAGCUGGGAAUACCCUGGGAAAAUCCUUUCAUGCUCUCACUAGCUAUAAAAGUAAGAGGCAACUGCAGUAUUCUUGUGCCUUCAAAUAAUCAAGACAAAAAGUGUCACUACUAUCUAUAUACCUAACAUGGCUGAAGAAGAGUUUAAGUACAAGACUCCAGAAGAAAUUGCUGCUCUGCCCGUGUUUCCCGAGCC